Sphenostylis stenocarpa is the source of this 1431-nucleotide messenger RNA. NCBI's taxonomy places the organism in Eukaryota, Viridiplantae, Streptophyta, Magnoliopsida, Fabales, Fabaceae. The record is from the annotation of a GenBank genome assembly.
AUGGGGGCCUCCAACUCCAAAAUGGAUGAUGAUAAGGCACUCCAGCUGUGCCGUGAAAGGAAGAAAUUUGUAAGGCAAGCACUUGACGGGCGCUGCUCUUUAGCAGCUGCUCAUGUUUCAUAUGUCCAGUCAUUGAAAAGUACAGGAACAGCUUUGAGAAAAUUCACAGAACCUGAAGCACCAAUUGAUUCUUCCUUAUACACUUCUACCAAUGCCACACUGGGGGCACUUGAGAAAACCCUGUCCCAAUUCUCAUCGAAUUUGGCAUCUGUAUCACAACGCAUUGAUACAACUGAAACCUUUUCUCCAACUCCCUCUCCACCUAGCUCUAUUAAGUUCCAAGCAAAUCAUAUGAAAUUUAGCACCAGUUCUUCUAAGAAGGUUGAAGAAAAACCACCUGUACCUGUUAUUGGAACAGUAACACCAUCAGAAACUCCAUACAAUGCUGCUCUUCAUCCCUCUGGAAAGUCUGAAACAUUAGCAUCUGAAGAUUCUUCUCUUCCAGUUGAAACUCCACCAUGGGAUUAUUUUGGUCUCUUUCAUCCUAUUGAUCACCAGUUUUCUUUUCAAGAUGGGAAGGCCAUUCACCAAGAUAUGGUGGGGAAUGCUGAUGAUAUAACCCAAGUUACGGAGGAGGAAGGGAUUCCUGAAUUAGAAGAUGAUGAGAAGAUUUCAUCUCAUGGGAGGGAAGACUCUAUGGACUCUGAAGAUGAAUUUGAUGAUGAGCCUGCCACUGAUACCCUAGUCCAAAGAUUUGAAAAUUUUAAUAGAGUUAAUGAUCAUGUUAAAGCCAAUGACUCACCUGCCACAAAUAAACCUCUGAAUGGGGAUUCUACUUCUGAAUUUGAACUUGUGAAUGGGGAGAAGGGGAACUCCCCUGUUGUAUCACCAUUAAAGACAGCUUCCACAGAAGUUCCACUUCCAACUGAAUCAAAUAAAUUGAUGGAGCAAGAAAAUCACAGUGAAAAAGUUGUUCCUAAGGAUCUCUUUUCAAGCAUGAAAGAUAUUGAAUUCCUCUUUGUUAAAGCCUCUGAAUCUGGUAAAGAGGUUCCAAGAAUGCUCGAGGCAAAUAAGUUGCACUUUCGUCCUCUAUUGCCUGCUAAAGAAAAUCAUUUGGCAACACCCUCAUUUUUAAAGGCAUGUUUCUCAUGUGGGGAAGGCCCAAGUCAGCUUCCAGAAGAACCUGCUCAAAACUCGGUUAAGUAUUUAACUUGGCAAAGGACAAUGUCUUCUCGAUCUUCUUCAUCCAUUAACCCUCCGGGACCAAACUCAAAAGAUGAUAUAGAGGACCUUACAAAUAAUCUCUUUGAUAGUUUAUGCAUGAUCUCUGGAGGUCAUGCAUCAACCUUGGAUAGAUUAUAUGCAUGGGAAAGAAAGCUCUACGAUGAAGUGAAGGAUGUUGCAGAAGUCUUGGUUUGGAUAUCAGAUUAA